CCGUCUCGGUCCUCCCCAGCGGAGCCCCGAGCUCCAGUUCCUCUGGCUCCUGGGCUGCUUCUGCGUGCGGGACACCUUGGGCAGUGUGGCAGGAGGCUGGCUGGCGAUCGGAGGCAAGGAAGCGGCUCGCCGACAAGAGCGAGGAAAGCGGGAAGGCAGCCUCGCUUCGCAGGGAUGCGAGCCGCCCACCAGCCGCGCCUGCCUCGCUGAUCCCGCUCGGCGGCUUUGCUGCGGGUCCCCAAGUUGGGCAGAAUCAAGUGGAGCGCCGCAGCCUUGGCACCGAGGGAGAGAUCCGGCGGCCGAGGGAGCCCGCUGCCCUAACUCGCCUGCUUUGCUCGCCUGCUUUGCUGCCUUAAAAGUUCCUGGAGGAGGAGGAAGAAGAGGAGGAGGAAGGAGAGAGAGAGAGUGGAAGAGGCGCAGGGGAGGGAGGGGGCUUCGCGUGGAGGAGGCUGGAGUCUCCUUCGGAGAGGAGGGCGUCUCUGGAGACCGGCGAGAGGAAGAGCGAGGGAGGCGCCGCCGUCGCUGCCGCCGCUGCCACCACCGCCUUAGCCGGCCGCGAUGCCUUCUGCCUGGAGCCGAGGAGCGUCUGGCCCCGGGGUGAUCGCCCUGCUUCUGGUAGCCCUUGGCAACCUGGGACUUGGCCACGCAGGGAUUGAGUAUGGAGAUGUACUGCCAGAUUCCUUCCCAUCAGCACCUGCAGAGUCCCUCCCCAAUUUCCUCUUGGAGCCACAAGAUGCCUACAUAGUGAAGAACAAGCCGGUGGAGCUGACCUGCAGAGCCAACCCAGCCACCCAGAUCUACUUCAAGUGCAAUGGAGAAUGGGUGAAUCAGAACGAUCAUCUCACAACAGAGAAUCUGGAUGAAGUGACUGGGCUCCUUGUAAGAGAAGUCCAGAUCGAAGUCUCUCGCCAGCAAGUGGAGGAGCUGUUUGGCCUAGAAGAUUACUGGUGUCAGUGUGUGGCCUGGAGUUCUGCUGGAACCACCAAAAGUCGCCGAGCUUACGUUCGGAUAGCAUAUCUGAGGAAGAACUUUGACCAGGAGCCUCUGGGGAAAGAAGUGCCUCUUGAUCAUGAGGUCCUUCUGCAGUGCCGACCUCCUGAAGGAGUGCCAACUGCUGAGGUGGAGUGGCUGAAGAAUGAAGAUGUGAUUGAUGCUUCCCAGGACACAAACUUCCUGAUAACUAUAGAUAACAAUCUUAUCAUCAAGCAGGCUAGGCUUUCUGAUACGGGCAACUACACCUGCGUGGCAAAAAACAUUGUUGCCAAGCGGAGGAGCACCACGGCCACGAUAAUUGUUUAUGUGAAUGGUGGAUGGUCUACCUGGUCAGAUUGGUCCUCGUGCAGCAACCGUUGUGGCCGUGGAUGGCAGAAGCGCACCCGCACCUGCACCAAUCCAGCGCCACUCAAUGGUGGCUCUAUUUGUGAUGGACAAUCUUUCCAGAAGCUUGCCUGCACUACCAUGUGCCCAGUAGAUGGAGCUUGGACUGAAUGGAGCAAGUGGUCAGCCUGUAGCACCGAGUGCACGCACUGGAGGAGCCGAGAAUGCAUGGCCCCAUCUCCCCGAAAUGGAGGCAAGGACUGUAGCGGCGUCCUGCUUGAUUCCAAGAAUUGCACCGAUGGGCUCUGUAUGCAAAAUAAAAGAUUUGUAAGCGAACCCAAAACUCACCUACUGGAGGCAUCAGGCGAUGUGGCUUUGUAUGCUGGCAUAGUGGUGGCCAUUUUCAUCUUCGUUGUUAUCUUGAUGGCUGUUGGGCUGGUUGUGUAUAGGCGAAACUGUCGAGAUUUCGACACGGACAUAACUGACUCCUCUGCUGCAUUAACGGGAGGCUUCCACCCAGUUAAUUUCAAAACUUCCAGAAAUGAUACCCCCCAGUUGCUCCACCCUUCAGUGCAACCGGAUCUGACUGCCAAUGCCGGUGUAUAUCGUGGUCCUAUGUACGCCUUGCAAGAUUCCUCUGACAAGAUCCCCAUGACCAACUCUCCAUUGCUCGAUCCACUCCCUAAUCUCAAGAUCAAAGUGUAUAAUUCCUCCACAGCAUCUUCCUCCGCUGGGAUGCAUGAAGGAGCAGACCUCUUAGGAGCCAUGCCCCCAGGCACCUUCCCGGGAGACAGCCACAGGGAUAACCAUUUCAUGAACCUAAGAAACAAAAGUAUGGGCUCCCAGCAGCUUCUGACUCUGCCUCGAGAUCCUGGGAAUAGUGCCACGGGGACAUUCGGCUGCCUGGGAGGAAGGCUCAUCAUCCCUGGCACAGGUGUGAGUCUGUUAGUGCCACAUGGAGCAAUUCCUCAGGGGAAGUUCUAUGAAAUGUAUCUGAUGAUCAACAAAGCAGAAAAUAUUCUCUUUCCCUCUGAAGGUACACAGACAGUGCUGAGUCCCAGAGUGACCUGUGGUCCUACGGGGCUGCUCUUAUGCCGCCCAGUCAUCUUGACUGUUCCACAUUGUGCAGAGGUCACUUCCCCAGACUGGAUGUUGCAGUUGAAGACCCAGUCCCACCAAGGACACUGGGAGGAAGUUGUGACGCUAGAUGAAGAGACUUUAAACACACCUUGUUACUGCCAGCUGGAACCCAAGUGCUGCCAUGUCCUGCUAGAACAGCUUGGAACAUACGUCCUGGUGGGAGAAUCCUAUUCUAGGUCAGCCAUCAAGAGACUGCAGCUGGCCAUCUUUGCUCCCACCCUCUGUACUUCAUUGGAAUACAAUCUCAAAGUAUAUUGCUUGGAGGACACACCUGAUGCUUUAAAGGAAGUGCUUGAAAUAGAAAGGACUCUUGGCGGUUAUCUGUUAGAAGAGCCCAAGCCUCUACUGUUUAAGGACAGUUAUCACAAUUUGCGCCUCUCGGUUCAUGACAUCUCUCAUUCACUUUGGAGGAGCAAACUCCUAGCCAAAUAUCAGGAAAUCCCUUUCUAUCACAUUUGGAGUGGUAGUCAGAGAGCACUACACUGCACCUUCAGUCUUGAGAGAUACAGCCCAGCUACUACAGAACUUGCUUGCAAAAUCUGUGUUCGGCAAGUUGAAGGAGAAGGGCAGAUAUUUCAAUUACAUAUUACACUUGGAGAGAACUCCAGCUCCUUUGAUGCCUUGCGGUCCUACACUGGCGGUGCCAUGACAACCCAGCUUGGACCACACGCCUUCAAGAUUCCUCUGUCCAUACGGCAGAAAAUCUGCAACAGUCUUGAUGCUCCUAACUCUAGAGGGAAUGACUGGCGGCUCCUUGCCCAAAAGCUUUCCAUGGAUCGGUACCUAAAUUUCUUUGCCACCAAAGCCAGCCCAACGGGGGUGAUCCUGGACUUAUGGGAAGCUCAACAUCAAGACGAUGGAGAUCUUAACACUCUGGCCAGUGCCUUGGAAGAGAUGGGCAAGAGUGAGAUGCUGGUUGUCAUGGCAACAGAAGGAGAGUGUUGAUGCAGCUAUUGGAGACUUCCAGCCACGUGGAGGAUUGAGUAAGAGAGGGACAGGGAAAAACAAAAAACUUAAAAGAGGGAAAAAACGCUCUUUGGAACCAGUGGGGAACAAUUGCAAAGAAGGAACAGAGCAGAGCCAAGGCGCUGAAGGAUUCAACUCAGGUUUCUUCUCCUUCUCAUACUCCUCUCUCCUGAAAUCACAAUCAGCCUUAGAAAUUGCGGAGUUUACAAGCAAUCCAAGUGUUAAAAGACUCCUUCCUCCUAUUCCUCACAGCCUUUGGAUUACAGCUUGAAAGCAAUGCAUCAUUGCUAAUGGGUGACCACAGCCACAGGCAGCAGUGUCUUCUCUAAAUCCCUGUUGCCUCUUGUGUUUCUUAUUAUGAGGGCUGCUGGAAUCUGGGCUGUUAAUUUGUUUGGUUCUUUGUUGAUCUCUUUUCGACUUUUUCUCUUUUCCCAUUCCCUACUUUGCUCUUAUUCCUUCUUUUCUGGCAUUUAUGCUUUGAAGAGUUGAGUACAAUUUAGUCACGACAACUCCUGUCAGAAGCUUCCGACAGCUUAAAAUACACACACGUACAAGGGGAAAAAAAUGGAAAUCCGUUUCUUAGGAAACACAAGUAAAUGUAUUAUCCAGAUCUUUGGAUGCAUCCUUUUUUAAAAUAUAUAUAUAUAUAUAUAAAUAUAUAUUAAGAAUCUUUCAUCUAUGUGAGAGCAAGAAUAUCUUGGCACUCAAAGAGAAAGAGAGAGAAAGAGAGAGAGAAAGAGAGACUUUUGGCGGUAAAUUUAAAAAUGGUCAAUGUUAUGUCAGGGGUGUCAAACUGGCAGCCCACGGGCCGGAUGCCUCACGUGCAGGCCAUGCCCAUUCCAUUUCCGUGAAUGGGGAAAACAUUGCAAAACAUCACAUGACGGCAACAUGAUGUGGUUAGUUUGACACCCGUGAUAUACCGUACUUUUUGGACUAUAAAACGCACUUUUUUGUCUCCCAAAAGCGGGUGAAAAUGUCAAUGUGUCUUACAGACCAAUGAUUGCUGAAGCCCCGCCCACCCACCGGCUUUUUUUUUUUGCCUCCACACGUUUUUGGGCCUUUUUUCAGGCCUUUUUUUUUUUGGCCCAUUUUGGGGGCUUUUUCCAGCCCGUUUUCAAGGUUUUUUUCAGCCCAUUUUUUCAGAAAAAAUGAGCCAAAAAGGGCCAAAAAAGCCUCAAAAACGGGCUGAAAAAAGCCCCCCAAAAAAGCUUCAAAAAUGGGCUGAAAAAAGCCUAAAAAAUGGGCCAAAAAAGCUCCAAAAACAGGCUGAAAAAAGCCCCCAAAAUGGGCUGAAAAAAACUUUGAAAAUUGGCCAAAAAGCCCCUAAAACAGGCUGAAAAAAGCCCCCCCAAAAAA
This is a messenger RNA of Ahaetulla prasina, 4779 nucleotides long. It is a transcript of the gene UNC5B, whose product is annotated as unc-5 netrin receptor B. The coding region runs from base 559 to 3402 and encodes 947 amino acids. The record is from RefSeq and is a predicted model, not a curated record. Gene Ontology annotation, molecular function: protein binding; netrin receptor activity. NCBI's taxonomy places the organism in Eukaryota, Metazoa, Chordata, Lepidosauria, Squamata, Colubridae. The transcript has 17 exons. Gene Ontology annotation, cellular component: membrane. Gene Ontology annotation, biological process: anterior/posterior axon guidance; netrin-activated signaling pathway.